UAAUAGCUAAACCGCUUGGACUAUAAAACACAACAAAUCAUAAACCAAGGAAAAGAACCGUGCCCUCCCAAUGAGUUCCUAUUUUGUAAACUCCACUUUCCCGGUGACUCUGCCCGGAGGACAGGAGUCAUUCUUGGGACAGAUACCCUUAUACUCCUCCGGAUACACAGACCCUUUACGACACUAUCCCGGUGCUGCUUAUGGAGCUAGCAGUGUCCAGGAGAAGGCAUACCACUCUUCCUUUUACCAGCAGACGAACGGUGCCUACGGCAGGGCGACCACCAUCGGUUCCUGCGAUUACGCGGCAGCAAGCUUCUGUAGGGAAAAAGACAACGCCUGUGCCCUCUCUAGCAUAGAAGAACACUCUCUUAUCCACAGUCAGGAGCACCGGAAAACAGAUUGCACAGAUUCGCCUGGGAAAAACAUCUACACCGAGGGUGACGAACAGAAGCCGGCGGUGCCAGUGUACCCAUGGAUGCAAAGAAUGAACUCGUGCAGUGGGACCUUCAGUAACCCUGGUCGGAGGGGUCGUCAGACAUACACCCGUUACCAGACGCUGGAGUUGGAGAAAGAGUUUCACUUUAACAGGUAUCUUACCCGCAGGCGCCGUAUUGAGAUUGCGCACGCUCUAUGCCUGACGGAACGCCAGAUCAAGAUUUGGUUCCAAAACCGACGGAUGAAGUGGAAAAAGGAGAACAAAUUAAUCAACUCAUCACAAACCAGUGGCGAGGAGAAAGACGAGAAGAGGACAGAAUGAAAUUAUGGCAAUGAGCAGCAGACACCUCAAUAACUCAUCUGAAGGAAAAAAAAACUCUCCAUGUACAUACAUUUGCUUCGGUGAAGUUGUAUUGGUAAAUUCGUUGUAGCAUUCCACUUAUACAUUUCAAGUGUUAUUUUGUUUAACUCUUACAUGAUGUCUCUAAUUAAUGUCUUUUUAUGUGCAAAUUAUGAUUUAGGAUUUGUUCUUACAUCUAAAACGGACAUGUUUAACACAUAUAUUUUAAAUGUUAUAUUCGUACUCAUAUUUAAGCUGUAAAAAAAUAAAAUAAAAUCUCAUUGUACGAAAUGACGCAUUAUAGUUAGGGUGAUUAAAUGUGUGAGGUGUUUACUGAAUUUAUGAAAAAUAUAAGACUGAAGCUUUCAUUUUUUUUUCCCAAACCAACAAGGCGGGUUCAAGUUUAUAGUCUAUUGAUUUUGUAUGUGGAUUCCAAUUGUUGUAAUAUUUAUCAGGAGAAACAAUUAAAUAAAGCGAGAAAACAUUCCACUUGGCA
Pangasianodon hypophthalmus (striped catfish) is the source of this 1271-nucleotide messenger RNA. It is a transcript of the gene hoxb6a, whose product is annotated as homeobox B6a. The coding region runs from base 71 to 757 and encodes 228 amino acids. The transcript has 2 exons. Gene Ontology annotation, molecular function: RNA polymerase II cis-regulatory region sequence-specific DNA binding; DNA-binding transcription factor activity, RNA polymerase II-specific. Gene Ontology annotation, biological process: anterior/posterior pattern specification; regulation of transcription by RNA polymerase II. The record is from RefSeq and is a predicted model, not a curated record. Gene Ontology annotation, cellular component: nucleus. Lineage: Eukaryota; Metazoa; Chordata; Actinopteri; Siluriformes; Pangasiidae.